Molecule: messenger RNA, 1623 nt
Organism: Humulus lupulus (European hop)
Lineage: Eukaryota; Viridiplantae; Streptophyta; Magnoliopsida; Rosales; Cannabaceae
Product: UDP-glycosyltransferase 88A1-like
Exons: 1
Coding region: 54-1457 (467 amino acids)
Molecular function (GO): UDP-glycosyltransferase activity
Source: RefSeq, a predicted model, not a curated record
CUAAUACCAAUAUCAUCAUCAUUGUUAUUACAAUUGGAGUCAUUGGGCAGAAGAUGAAGUCAACCAUAGUCUUAUACCCAGCACCAGCCAUAGGCCACCUAAUCUCCAUGGUGGAGCUCGGCAAGCUCAUACUCACCUUCAAACCAUCACUCUCCAUUCACAUCCUCAUCACCACCGCUCCCUACAACUCUGGUGACACUGCUCCCUACAUCGCCACCGUCUCAGCCACCACUCCUUCCAUCACCUUCCACCAUCUCCCACCCGUCGACCUCCCUCCCUCCAUCGCAGCCUCUUCGCCCCACCACGAGAACCUCCUCUUCGAAUUCAUCCGCUUCAACAAGCCCACCGUCCUUCAAGCUCUCAGCUCCAUCUCCCAAAUGGACGCCGUUCACGCAUUCAUCAUCGAUUUCUUCUGCGCCGAAACACUCACCGUCUCUAGUCAGCUCAACAUCCCUUGUUUCUUCUUCUACACUUCAGCGGCGUCUGGCUUAGCGGCCUUUUUUUAUUUGCCGACCCUUCACAGAAAUUCUCAGAAGAGCUUCAAAGACCAAAAUACCCUUCUCGAUAUUCCUGGAGUACCACCGAUGCCGCCCUCUGACAUGGGGAAACCGAUUCUCGACCGUAGUGACAAGGCCUAUGAUUAUUUUCUUGCAUGCACGACUUAUUUCUCUGAAUCUGCUGGAAUGAUUGUGAACACGUUUCACUCACUGGAGCCGAGAGCCAUCAAAGCUAUAUCAGACGGCUUAUGCGACCCCGACGGUCGUACUCCUCCGAUUUAUUGCAUUGGACCGUUGAUCCUUACCAAAGAGGGUAGAGGAGAAGUACGGUCUGAGUCACUGAGGUGGCUCGACUCACAACGGAGUCGAAGCGUUGUUUUUCUUUGUUUCGGAAGUCUGGGAUCGUUUACAACGGAGCAAUUGAGAGAAAUAGCCGUUGGGCUGGAGAAGAGCGGGCAGAGGUUCUUGUGGGUGGUGCGCAGUCCGGUCAACGUGGCAACUUCGGAUCUGCCCGACCCGGAUUUGGAUUCGUUGUUACCCGAGGGAUUCUUGCAUCGGACUAAGGAGAGGGGACUGGUGGUGAAGAAUUGGGCGGCACAAGUUGAGGUGCUAAAUCAUGACUCGGUAGGUGGGUUCGUGACUCACUGUGGAUGGAAUUCGGUGCUCGAAGCGGUGUGUGCUGGCGUUCCCAUGGUGGCGUGGCCGCUGUACGCGGAACAGAGGUUUAACAGAGUGGUGCUGGUUGAGGAGUUUAAGAUUGCUCUGCCUAUGAAUGAGCUUGAAGAUGGGUUCGUGCGAGCUAAUGAAGUGGAGAAGCGAGUUAGUGAGUUGAUGAACUCCGAAAGUGGUGACUCGGUCCGGAGCAUGGUCCUGAAAAUGAAAAAUGAAGCGAAAGCUGCUUUGUCAAAAGGCGGGUCGUCUCAGGUUGCGUUGACCAAACUCACUGAGUCAUGGAAUUAGGAGCUUAAUUACGUAUGAAUAAUGAUUAUUACUAUUAUGUAUCUUCAUGAGAACGUUUGAUGUUGCCUCGUAAUUAUGUUAAGGUAUACUAAGGUGUGGUGAAGUUUAAUAAGCCUACAUGUACUAAAUGAAGCAAGAAUAUAAUCUGCUGCUAAAUUUAACUUGA